This is a messenger RNA of Aspergillus aculeatus ATCC 16872, 801 nucleotides long. RefSeq lists its product as uncharacterized. Bases 1 to 801 code for a protein of 266 amino acids. Gene Ontology annotation, molecular function: oxidoreductase activity, acting on the CH-OH group of donors, NAD or NADP as acceptor. Lineage: Eukaryota; Fungi; Ascomycota; Eurotiomycetes; Eurotiales; Aspergillaceae. The record is from RefSeq and is a predicted model, not a curated record. The transcript has a single exon.
AUGCCGUCCUAUCUCAUCACCGGCGGAAGUCGAGGACUGGGCUACGCCUGGCUGAAGCACCUCUCCUCCAACCCGCAAAACACCGUAAUCGGACUAGUUCGCGAUAAAUCCUCACCGCAUAGCCAUCCAUUAGCAGAUCGACUGACCAAUGUCCACCACGUCUGUGCCGACAUCACCGACCCCAAAGCCCUGCAGACAGCGGCUGAGCAGGUCCGCGCCAUCACCGGCGGGGGCCUGGAUGUGCUGAUCAACAACGCCGCCAUCUUGACCCCGACCAGCGCCUUCACACCGAUCACGGACCUGUCGCCCGGGGUCCUGGAGCGCGACAUCUUACAGUCAUGCCGCACGAAUGUGGUAGGGGUGGCGCACACCGUCAACGCAUUCCUGCCGCUGAUUCGAAAGGGGAGGGCCAAGAAAGUGAUCACCAUCUCGUCCCUGCUGGCCGAUCCGGACCUCGUCCGAAACUUCGCGUUGGACAACGCGAUGCCCUACGCGAUCUCCAAGGCGGCGGCCAACCUCCUCAUGGCCAAGUAUCAUGCCUCGCUUGGGGCGACGGAAGGGAUCCUGUUCAUGGCCAUCAGCCCCGGCGCCGUGUCCAAGCCCGAUACGGCCCCGUCCGAGGGCGAGGCGGAGGGAAGACGGCGGAUGGCCGCCAAGCUGCAAGCGUACGCGCCGCAUUUCUCGAGGCCGAUGACGAUGGAGGAGAGUGUGCGCCGGCAACUGGAGGUCAUCGAGAACGCGACCGUGGAAUUACAUGGAGGAGCGUUUGUCAGCCACUUGGGGAAUAAACAGUGGUUGUGA